Cataglyphis hispanica is the source of this 530-nucleotide messenger RNA. Its product is annotated as protein PET100 homolog, mitochondrial. Gene Ontology annotation, cellular component: mitochondrion; mitochondrial inner membrane. NCBI's taxonomy places the organism in Eukaryota, Metazoa, Arthropoda, Insecta, Hymenoptera, Formicidae. Gene Ontology annotation, biological process: mitochondrial respiratory chain complex IV assembly. Bases 174 to 413 code for a protein of 79 amino acids. The transcript is spliced from 2 exons. The record is from RefSeq and is a predicted model, not a curated record.
AUACGGACUUUAUGGUUUCCUUUCUAUAUAUAGUUUGUGAUAACGGAGCAUAACGAGAUCUUUGUACACAAGGCGGAGAAAAUAUUAAAGAUUAAUCUAAAGUAUCUCUGUUAUGUGUUUUUCUUAAUGUUGCAAUUUUCAUUCCUUGACAUCUGUUUCAAGGUACUUGAAAGAUGGGUUGGGUAUUAGAAAUAGUCAAAAUGUGUCUGUAUAUAUCGUUCCCUGUGGGAAUAUUUCACUAUGUCAAUCAGCCAGCUUAUUUUGAUAAACAUGUGAUAAAGGCUAAGCAAGAACACUACCCGGUUGAGAGUAAAAAAGCAAGUGAGGAAAUGGAAAACUUUAUUCGUGAUUUCAACGCUAACAUUGAAAAGGAACGUUUGGAGGCUAUGGAAAGACAAUAUGCAAGCAGUUAAAGAGAUAAUAUUGUUGUAAUGUUUUUAAUUAUGUAAUAUCAUAUAUUGUAUAGAAGGGAAUACCUUAAUAUAGUUAAUAAUAUGACAAAAAUAUUAAUAAACUAUUUCUAAUUCUGA